This is a messenger RNA of Monomorium pharaonis (pharaoh ant), 11906 nucleotides long. It is a transcript of the gene Eip78C, whose product is annotated as ecdysone-induced protein 78C. Gene Ontology annotation, molecular function: zinc ion binding; sequence-specific DNA binding; nuclear receptor activity. The transcript has 8 exons. The record is from RefSeq and is a predicted model, not a curated record. NCBI's taxonomy places the organism in Eukaryota, Metazoa, Arthropoda, Insecta, Hymenoptera, Formicidae. Bases 382 to 1920 code for a protein of 512 amino acids. Gene Ontology annotation, biological process: regulation of DNA-templated transcription.
AGCCCGCGCUUGCGGACGACGGGCGUGAAAACCAGCCCCCGAUCAUCCCCCGUUGCACGUCGUCUCGAGGUCCCUCGAUUCUCUGUGGUUUCUGUCAUCCCCCGUCCCCCGUGGUCCCUCUUCCCCGCGCGAGAGUGAACCGACAGCUCGUGGGGUCCACGCUCGUGAUCGUUGUCGGCCGACCUCCUCCUCGUCGCCAUCGUCGUGAUCGUCGCGGUCGCGCUGCCGCGUCCUCGUCAUCCGUUAUCAGCCCUUUCUCUCCCCUUCUGUUCCUGGUCACCUCCGCUCGCUCGCUCCUUCGCUUAAUCGCGGGAUAUCGCGUAUCGUAUAGCGCGGUGGUGGUGCUGGUGUUGGUGGUGGUGGCCGUCAUCGGUAUGAACGAUGAUGGACGUGGAGGAGACCAAUACGGCGUCCACCGCCAGCUCCUCGCCGAGACCUUCCAGCCCUGCCGCGGACUCCACUUUCAUCAGCGUGAAGAAAGAACCCACGGACGAGCCCAGCAGCCCUUUGGAGGCCACCAGUCCCGGUUCCAUCCUACGCAACAACAACGAGCAGCAUUACGCAGCAGCUGAUUCCAACAGUUCGACGCCCGCUAAGAGCUUCGUACCCUGCAAGGUCUGCGGUGACAAGGCGAGCGGCUAUCAUUACGGCGUUACCAGCUGUGAGGGUUGCAAAGGCUUCUUCAGGAGGAGCAUACAGAAGCAGAUAGAAUACAGGUGCUUGAGGGACGGCAAGUGUCUCGUCAUCAGAUUAAAUCGGAACCGUUGCCAGUACUGCAGAUUCAAGAAGUGCCUAGCCGUCGGCAUGUCCAGAGACUCCGUGAGAUACGGCAGGGUGCCGAAACGCUCGAGAGAACGCGGUCCCGAGGACACGAUGGCGACGACCAUGACGACGACGACGACGACGACGACGAUGGCGGCCAUGGAGAUGCAGCAACUAAGCACGCCCGACACCGGCAACAACAACGCCAGCAACAAGAACAACAAUAACAACAACAACAACAAUAACAAUAAUAACAACAACAAUAACACCCAGAGCCAGAACGCGAUCUCGCGGGUACCGUCAGCGGCGGUGGUCGAGGCCGAUCAAUCGGACGCCGACGUGAAGCAGCUGGCCGUAUACGAUGUGAUUCAUCAGGUCUCGCAGGCACAUCACGCUCACUGCGGCUUCACGGAAGAAUCCACCAGGGGCCUCACGAGGAAACCUAUGAUAAUACCGGCGAGUAAUUCUUCGCAGCCCGCGAGCCCGGAAGAUCCGGAAGCGGCAUCCUCGACCGCGGAGACGGUCGAGUCGCAGAGGAUCUGGCUGUGGCAGCAAUUUGCCACGAGGGUGACCCCGUCGGUGCAGAGGGUGGUGGAGUUCGCGAAACGAAUGCCGGGAUUCUGCGAACUCUCACAGGAUGACCAGCUGAUCCUAAUCAAAGUCGGCUUCUUCGAGGUGUGGCUCUGCCACAUCUCCAAGAUGACCACCGACAACUCGAUGACCUUUGAAGACGGCACCUACUUCACCCGCCAACAGCUGGAGCUGAUGUACGAGCCCGACUUCGUGACUGCGCUGAUGCAAGUCACGUCGUCGCUGAACGCCCACCAGCUGACGGAUACCGAGCUGGGCCUAUUCUCGGCGGCGGUGCUGCUGAACGAGCGGCCAGGACUGAACGACGUCAAGGCCGUACAGAGGCUGCAGGAUCGCGUACUGGAAGCAUUGAGGGUGCAAGCAACGCGACCUUCCGGCGAGAGUGCCGGCGGCACGGCCGGAACCGCGAUCACCAACGUCUCGCAGAGGAUACCCGAGCUGAGAGCGCUCGGCGCCCGGCACGCCAAUCUCCUGGAUUGGUUCCGUAGGAACUGGACGAAGCUCAAGUUACCGCCGCUGUUCGCCGAGAUAUUCGACAUUCCCAAAUGCGAGGAGGACUUACAAUGAAAAGCAGCCUCUGUAAGCGACAGCGAGGUAAUUCGAGACCAAUGAUGCCGCGGUGUCGGCGAGAAACCGAGUCGUCACCAGCGCUUAUCGGGGCCGUUCUGAAUACUUAGAAUCGUUCGUUUUAACUCAUAGAGUUAUCGAAACCCAUCUGACACGACACGAGAUUCGAACUGCGAAUUGAGGAACGGUUGAAACGAGGAAUGACGCAUGCCUGUGAAGAUUGUCUGUGUGUCACAAAGGAUAUUGAAAAAUUAAAAGAAAAAACGAAGACGCGACUGUCGACGUCGAUUCUCGUUGACCUGUCGCGAGAUAUCUCGGUCGUUCAAAGUCAGUAAGGGAGCAUUCUCGAAAAUCGAGGAAUCGCGAAAGACUUGCCGUACCCGAAAAUUCAAAGGGAUGAAGGAAGAGAAUUACGCAAUAUUAUAUAUCGUCGACGAUUUGAACAGCGAAAACCGAGCAGUGGACCCUUACCGUGAACUUCUCGCGGCGAUCUCUUUUAGGGAGCUCCCCCAGGAUGUUUUGAUCGCUCCGCUCAGCGGAUAAUGGAGGAUGAUCUCAAGAGAGAGAGACAGAAGAAAAGAUCACCUUAAAAGGGGCUGCGCAAGCAAUAAGACGGAAUCUCCUCUAUACGAGCGCCGCGCAAGCUCGGAGGAAAUCACAGGCGCAAUUUGCUCAAAUUUAAUGGAAACGGCUUUGUACUAUUCGCCAGGCAAUAGCACACACGCAUUACGGUAGGCGCGUCUCCCAAGAACGGGCGUAUAUAUGGUACUUGAAAUACUCAGUUGACGAUGAAAGGAAUUUUCGCGCCGCUUUGCCAACGAGCCAAGUAAGGGUUGGCUGUUUUGAGGACGCGAUGAGAGAACAAGCACAAAAUAAGCGUAAUAGAGUCAUGGACGUCCGUUCGUGCUCAAGAUUCUGUGGUCUUUUAUUUUUUUUUCUUUUCUUUCUGUAUCUUCAAAUAAUUCUAAGAUUUAAGAAUAUAUAUGUAUAUAUACAGCGUGCGCAGUACACCCGUCUGAGCGGCUAGAAUGAAAAUCGGCCAAAUGAUAGCAUCAGAAACACCAACUAUACUCAACGGACAUAUCAGAAAUUAAGAUUACAAAGUGUUCCCUCGUGUAUUAAGCGUUGCCGAGCACGUACGUGUCUCUUGCAGGUAUCGCGGCCAGCAUAGUUGCAACGAGUUCGAAUUUCGAUGUUGUCGCGAGACGCGUGAAAAAGAAUUUGUUUCACGAUGUAUUUCACGGCGAAUGAAAAGAGCUUAACAAAUUUCUCUUCGAAAGAAAACAGAAUAUCGGAUGUUUCUUAUUUUAUUUGUUACAAAUAUAAUUAAAAUUCAAAUAUUAAAAAGCUAUGAGCCAAGCAAAGUAUAUAUCUAUGGGAUUAAAACUAUAUUUAAUAUAAAAAUUAAAAAGUACAAAAAGAAUAGAUAUUUCGACUUUACAUUAAGUCAUUCUCAAUGUUAUAUAUUAAUUAAAAAUUGACAGUAAAUAUUACAAUGUUAUUUUUUUAAAUUUAUUAACAACACUUACAAUUAUAUUUUAUAGUUAUAUACAUUUAUAAUAGGACAGAUGCUUUAAUUAUAUAUUGGUACUUGUAAAACUAUUAUGUAAAGGAUUUAAAUUCCACUCAUUAGAUUCUUGAAUUGCUAAUUGACCAAUCGAGAUACAUUUUUUCCAACAUCGAAAGUCAAACUUGUUACCGUUUUCAAUCCCCGAUUCGUUGCGACAACGAGAUGAUAAUGAAUGAUUGUACAGCCGCGUAAAUCUAACGAAACACGCGUGUACGAUUGAGCAGCAAGGCUCGCGCGACAUAAGUGCGAAGCAUACAUAUACGCAUACAGCAGCUAUGAGCUUACGUGUGUAAUUAAAGGCGCGUGGGCGCUGAGAGGAAAGCAUAUACAAAUUUCAUUGCUGUAAGGCUCGAGAGAAAAUCUUUAUAGAACGUAUCUUCUUAUAGGCGCAUCUGCUACGAAUUUCAAUCUAUGCAAUCUCUAUUUUUAUUACUCGACAAAUAGAAUAGCGAAUUAUAUCUCGAUAUAUACAUAUAUAUAAUUAUAUAAUUAUAUAUAAUUAUGUAAUUAUAUACAAUUAUAUAUAGAAUUAUAUACAUAUAUCGUCGCGCGACGCUUCGGGAGGCCGUUCCGGGCGGAAGCGCGCAAGAAAGCGUACCAGAACGCAGAAACGGCGAUUCGGAUUAAAGUUCCUCAAUUAAUCGCGCGGAAAAUUAAUUGCACGUCUACUUGUCGCGGCGAAACCGUGUCUGUGAUCUGUAAACUGCGCAACCCUCCUCCCGAGAGAGAGAGAGAGAAGACAGCGAACGCGAACGCGACGAGUCCAGCACUUUACACGUGCGUACAAAAAUCUGCGGAACAACGCGUAUCGGCGAUACAUGUGCAUACACACGAUACUCAACACACACGCACGUACACACACACACACACGCAACGUCCAGGGAACUCUAAACAUGAACUCGCAUUUCCGCGCGGAACGAUCCUGCGGCGAGCGCGACCGAACUCUUCAAACUUUAAACACUAAUAAACUUUCUGACAAUGACUAGCGUAUAAUGCAUAACGAUAUGUAAUCGCAGAGAGCAUGCGCGCGCGCGCGCGCGCGUGUGUAUGUGUAUGUGUGUGUGUAUGCGUGUGUGUGUGUGGGUGUGUGCGUGCGUGUGCGUGCGACGUGUGCGCGCGAGAGUGCAUCGAAAUACUCAUCCGUGGAAUAAGAGAGCAGAAAAAAAAGAAGUUUAUUGAUAUAGAUAUCACUGUUUUACCUAUAUAUGCCGGGCGUGCUUAAAGUAACGACAUUGAAACCCGGUUUAUUAUAUCGCUAUCACUCAAAUCGAAACGAGGAAGAAAUGAAGACGCCCUGUCCUUGCGAUAUUCAAGGAAGAAUUUUCAAUUCUUUAUCACUCUCUCUUUUUCUCGCUCUUUCUCACUCUUUCUAAGCGCUCACAUCAAGUUGUGAAUAAACAUAUCAUACUUAAUUAAUAUAUUGGACAAAGAGGAUAUCACCGUUUAAUAUAAUAUAAAUAUAUAUAUAUACAGAUAUAUAUAUAGGAGAAAUAUAUAUAUGUAUAUUACAAAGGAACAUUAUAUUGAAACUAUAUUGAAGCAAAAAAAAAUAAGUAGCUGUUAAUUAACACGUUAAUGUCAAGCGAAUUGCAAGGUAGGACAUAUCGGUGAUUACAACGCAACGAUCACGAUCACGUGGUAGUGUUCUCUCGCUUUUAUAUUUUAAUCGUAAUCGGCAAUCGAAGGUCUCUCUCGUGAUUCAAUAUAAAGUCGAGCGUGCGUGACUUGGCGCUUAUUGAUCGUCAUAUUGUUUCCGCUUUUAUCCGAUCAUUGCGAUGCGAGAAAAAUGUCGAUUAAAGUUUCACAGUUUCGUAUGAAAUUUCGAGAGAGAGUAUCUCUGAUAUCCUGAGAUCUUUGAAAUCGCGAAUGUCAAAUCCGGAAUCGACAGAGCGACACGAUCGAUGUUCGUUGGUUAAAAAUUGAGAGAAAAGGCUGUGAGAGAAUUUCAGUGCAAUGUGCAAUAUUGGCAAUAUAAUUGUCCAAUUUUGAAAGACGAUCGAAAAGAGGAAAUGGAGAAAGGAAUAAAGAGAGAAAGAGGACAAAAGCGUAAAAAAUGUAAAUAAUGAAAUAAAAGAUAAAGAAUUUCCUAAAUAUUAAUUUGCUUCUUAUAUCAGUGACUUGAUGCAAAUUAAAAAUGAGAAAUUAAUAAAUAAACAAUAUAAGAGUGGAUAAAUACUAUAAAUAUUACCACUUUCUUUCGAGAUCGACAUUUUUCUCUCCGGUACGUCACGGUCGUACUCUUCAAAAUUUCUAGUCUCACGAAAAUUAUUCGCCGAGGUAGCAGUCGUGAAUUGAAGAGGUGUUCUGGCGAGCGUUGCUGGAAUAUAUAAUUAAACGGCCAAAUACGUCAUAGUAAUAAUAUAGCGUAAUAUUGUAUUAUUAUGGUAAAAAAAGCAAGAUAAUUCUCUAUUUGUCUGUCUUUUAGCGACGACGCCGGUCAAUCGUCUUUCGUCGUCCUUGCGCAGCGCCGAUAGUGUUCCUUCGUGUUCUUGCCGGUUGUCCGCACGCGAGUCGAUGAUGCUCCACUUUUAGGGACGCGUCCAGAUCCCUUUGCCCUGAUCUCGCCCUAGAUCUUUCGCUCCGAUCACCGGCAGUCCUUCGUUCUUCGACUUCUCGUAGCGUAAACUCGCGACGAUUGGCCGGUACGGUAAAAUAAAGGAAGUAACCCACACGACACGGAAAAAAAAAACGGAACGAUACUCGAGUUGAUGUAUUUUAAACCUCUCGAUACAGUGCAAGAAAGACCGAAUAGAAGCCGGACUGUAGGUGUUGAUGCGCAAACACUCGUACUUCAAUACGAGAUUGAGUUUGUCGAGAUCGAGCGAGAUCUAGAUUAUACUUUCCACUAUCUACAGUCUGGCUGUGAUCGGCCCUUGUCCUAUUAUCAUUUCAAGUCGAAAAGCCUCUCUUUAUUUUCUCUAUUCUUUUGAAAUUACUAAACCGACUUGAAGACACUCGAAGAGUUUGUCCUUCUCCGCCUUUUCAACUUCCCCAAUUUUCCCUUUUUUUUGUGUUCAGACAAAGACGCCCUCCUCCGCCAUUGCCUCCGUCUUUGAUUUUCUAAUUUCAUCUUUCGCUUUGUCUCUUCUUAAGUUUCAAGAUUCGAGAUUUCGGUCAUGGUGCUAUAGUAUCUGUAUAUAUACAAAUCGUUGGUAUAAUCAAUAUUGUUACGAUUAAUAUUAUUGCGGUUAAAAUCCAAUUAUUAUCGCUGUGCUCCUCCCACUGCUAUUAUCAUUAUCAUCGAUAUGUUUAUUAUCGUUACUGCUACCAUUAUUACAACUAUCAUUAUGAUUAUAAUUAUUAUUAUUGAUAAUAAUAUUAUUAUUAUUUCUACAUUGAUUGUACUUAUUAGUAAUUCUAAUCUAUAUGGACGUUAAUCUAUAUCGUCAGUGGCGCUAUUUAAGUCAAGAAAAGGCAAAUGUUAGAAUGACGAUAAGACGGUUUAGAUGGUUUUUUAAAAUACUUUUAUGUAUUCCACCCGCAGUUGCUAAGACUACAUAAUAACCGCUCUCCGAUUUAAUACAGACUCCCAGUUACAUUUAUAUACCUGUUCUCCCCGACAUCAAAAGCAGUAACAUAUACAUCCAUAAAUAUACAGGAUGGCGACAAAUUUCUUGGAAUCAAUUUUUCCUUGAUUUAAUUCACCAGUUCAAUUUUAUUAGUUGAAUUUUAUUUUGUCUUUGACUUAUGUAUGCAAAUUAAAUUUUAAUAUUUGUUGAAGUGUUAUUUUGUUUGAAUCCAUUUAAAAUCAUCUUAGAAAUAAAACAUUAUUAUCUAUUUAUUAAUCACAAAAUUUAAAUUGCGAAAAGUUGUAUAUUUCCAAGUACUCUGACGUUUAUGUUUUUAGAGAUUUAAAAUUAAUUAAAAAAAAAGGAAUUUAUGUUAAUGAUUUUAUGUUAAUGACUCAAAUAAAUUCAUCCUGUAUACAUGUAAAGACGCUUGAAAAAGAAAUGCAAACAUUGCGAAAAAUGAAAUCGUUAACAAAUCGCGAAAAAAUAUCGUUAUAUAAGACUCGUUUACAUUCGAGAAGUUUUUUAUUCUUUAAUGAAGAUAAAACUGAUUUGGAAAACUGCUCGAUUCAAAUACUCGAUAUAUGUUACCGAAUGUUUAAUUUAUAUCCUCUUUAUCAAGCGACUUAGACGUACAGUGCACACAGUGGUCGACGUAUAAAAAGUGAAUACUGUGAUCUCAUAAAAUUAAAAAUGCUUCGUAUUUUUCAAAAUAAAAAAUUUUUUUUAAGUCCGUCUUACACUUCUGUUGAAAUUAAUAUUGUUAUUGUUUAAAAGAGAAUAUUGCUUUUGUUUAUAGAAAAGGAUACAUAUCAAUGUAUUAAUCUUCGCAUUAUUAAGAUACUUUGUAAAAUAAGAUGUUACAUAAAAAUCUCUUGUCUCUUUUGUCUCUUUGCGCGAAGAAAUGAGCCGAAUUUUAAUAAACGUUUGUUGCUAUUUACAUACAUGCUCACCACUGUAUUUGUACGUGCAUAUUACAAAGUCACCCCCAGUCAUCACGCACUUUCUCGCGACUUUGGAUCUGGCGAAAGUUUUGUCUAAUUGAUUCUCAAAUUAAUAUUUUGUUGAAAUUGGCUUGGAAAUUAUAAAAUACCGUUUUCUACUUGCAAAUUUAUAGGUCGAUUCACAAAGAAUACAUUUCAUUAAUACAACAAAAUGAUUAUUUAAAUCCUGCAAAUUUUUAAUUUUUUAAUUCUGUGUUGAAGUUUCUGAGACGAAAUUCCAACACCUAUUCGCAAUUGAAGAAAAAUGUAUGACACUCAGAUUACCAUGUACACAUAGACAUCAUUUAAAAAAAUAAAGACGAUGGCGACAACAAGGAUAAUGAUAACGGUGGGCGAUAUCGGCGUGCCAAGGGAGGCGGGAAUUAUUCUUAAAAAAAUAUAUAUAUUACAUAUGUAUGUAUAAAAUAUAAUAUAAACGAAGAAGUAUAAAAUAUAAUAAAACGAUAUUAAGGGUAACUACGACAAAAAAUGACUGCUCUAUACUGCUAAAGUACAAAUGUUUUCAUUUAGUUGUUUUAUAAGAUGAUAUCGAUUUGUUAGGACCCGCGUUUGUGUCUCGCAUUUAACGCUAAACGCAACUGUCGCGGAUGGAAUUUUGUCUUAUCUCAUAAUGAAAGUUGCGUAUAGAAUGUUAUAUGAGAUUAAGAAUUUAGAUAUCUGCGUACAGAGAAUAUUAGAUAUGAGAUAUAAACGCGGGUCUAAGUUUAUAGCGCGUCGGCUUGAGCACACAUACAUAUAGUCCGGCGCGUGUAUAUGUAUAUCUGUAUUUAUUUGUUAAUCUUUAAACGUGUGACUUGCUGAAGUCGCGCGUGUAUAUUCAUACACAGGAUAUCGCAAAAAUUGCAUUGUUUUUAUCGAACCUCUAAACCAUCGCGAUAUGUUUUUUAUUAGCUUAAAGCGAAUUUCUUAUAAAUUUUUGCAAACCAUAAUUAAUUUUUCAUUUUUUCUAAUAAUAAAUCGUCAAAUUAAAAUUCAGAUAGAAAAGUUUGUUUAAAAUGAUCAUUAGAAUGCUAACAUCGUCUUUUUCAAGUUUAAUUCACUUUUUGAUUGACAUUUUAUUUACAGAUUUUCGAAUUUAUUUAUGAAAGAAAGUUUUCAAAUUUAAUCGAAUCGCAAGGAGGUAAACCCCGCAUAUUUUUGUAUAUCCUGUGUGCAUAAAGCAUACAUUCAUACGCACACAUACACGCAUAUCACGUAACAUAUUCUUCUACUGCUAUAUUCAAACGCAUUAUGUGCAUCCACUUUCGUCCAUUUCACAAAAUAUAUGAUAAUAAUGUUUGAUUUUUUAUCGAUAAUCGUAGCGUCAUACAGCGACAUUCCAACUGAAUAAACAGAUUUUUAUUUAGAGUUUAUGAAGAAAUACAGAGUAAUUCAAAUCUAUGUCGCUCGAUUGCGUAUUGUGAAAUAAAAAUAAAAUCCUGAUUAACUGAUGUAUACAGUAUCUAUACGAUAAAUAUUUUUAUAUUUUAUUCUCUGUAUGAAUAUUGUAUCUUCUUAAAGUAUUAGACAAUCAAAAAGUGUCUUUAAAAGAGAAUUUCCACCGAAAUGGAAAAAAUAAUUUCGCCAAAUUAUAUUAAUUAAUUUUAAGAAUGUAUUUAUAUAGAACAGAAAAGUGUCUAAUAUAAUACAUUAAACAUUUUUUAAUUACAAAUUGAAAAUCUUUCAUGCUGGUUGCUUGAUAAUAAUAAGUGAUAUAUUUCACAUAUAAUGAUUAAAAAGGAAACAUUUAUAAAAUUUCUCUAUUAUCUUAUUUUUUUUUAAAUAGAAAUUCAAAUUUAGCGACAUGUUUGAAUUACCCUGUACGGUUGUUUACUGACGAAAUUACAGCGUCUUAAUUUUCGCAAUUUCCGUUAGAGAUAUCUAUCGAACGACCACCGUGUGUUUGUGUGUGUAUGUGAUUUCUCUCGAGUGUGCAUGUGAAUGCAUGACGUGUGUGCGUACGCGCGCUCGCGCGCGCGUGUGUGUUUUGUGUGUGUGUGUGUGUGUGUGUCGUCAGUUUUAAUUAAUAUUCCACUUACAACAUUUCAAAAAUAAUAAUAUGCUUGCGGCGUAACUUGUCAUUAUAAAAUACGGAUCUUUUUUUCUGUACCAGAGAUCUUAGAGCGAGUGCUGUAGGAACGAUUAGAUUUACAUUUGUUAAUUUAUAUUAUAUCUGUAAGUGAGAAGUUUAUCGAUUUAUUGUCUUUCUCGCCCUCUCAUUAGAAUUGCUCGUUAUCAAUCUUGUCUCGUUAUAAUGCAACAUUGUAGUGUAAAAUGUAGCGAAGAUAACAUUCAUCAGUUUUCCAAAGUUGGAUGACUGCAGAAUUGUUUAUGUGGAAUCUCUCGCUUCGUUCUUCUCAUCAUCACCUCCGCUUUCUUCUACCCGUUAUCCGUCUACGAUUGAUAUUUCAAAAUCUUCUCUUGUUAAAGCCGAUUUAUCUGACAAAUACACUCGAAAAACUUGUGCCAAUUACGAGAUUAAUCAUUAAUACUAAUUCAUAGAGACCGAGAGGGAAAUGACGACGAUCCGAAGCUGAAAUCGAAGAGCUUACUUUCGAAGGCUUAAGAACAUAUCCUUUAAAAAAAAUGAAGAUUAUGUGCGUAGCAAAGCUACGUAAUACAUAAUUUGCUUUAGACAGUACAUUUAACAGUUCUAAAGGUAAACUCUUCGAUUGCAAUAUCACUGGCGGCGACUCUAUUUAAGUGAUCGCACAUAUCGAAAUACAUAUAUACUUUUUAAGAUAUCAAUGUUUAAUCGUCCCUAGGAUCCGGAAUCCCUAUGGACGUGUGUAAACUAAUGCAAAUUUUGCCUCCGAGAGGAUAGUGUAGCAUGGCAAUAAAAAAAAAGCGAUUAUAUGCUUUCUUCAAGCGUAUCUCUUUGUUUUACAUAUUUAAAAAAUUAGAACUAUCUCUUUCUCUCUUUCUCUUUCUGUCAUUAAAAAAAAUUCUGAUAACAUUUUUUAAAGCAGCGUAAGAAAAUGUGCAAAAAAAAGUAAAAAUAUUACAUAUAACAAAGAUUAUGUUUACUAGUGUUACUAUCGCGUGUUUUUCUAGUCCGCGAAAGAUUUGUGAUAUAUGUUUCAAAACGAUGCAUAAGAAAAAUUAUUUAUUGUUACAGCCGAUCUCCCAUGAUCAACGCAAUCCAUUUCGUUAUAUGAAAUUAAAGCGUACCUUGAAUGCGUUAUAUUCGACAUCAAGUAUCAUGAGUGAACUGUGAUUUACCCUGAAACUUAAUAUCGAACUUUUAUAUAUACCUAUAUAUAAACGAUCUGGAGAGAACGUGAUCCGCAAAGGCGGCUCCGAAGAUCUCUGUGUAUCAGUUUGAGAAAAACACAUACGGGUUUCUUGUAACAUCACCCAUUGUGAAAUACGUAUGGUGGUAAUGAAUGUUACGCUGUCUCGCUACAAUACAACUUACGCAUCGAAAAUCGUUAACGAUUAGCUGUUAAAAAAAUUUUAUGACUCGUGCUCUUCGAAAAUCGAUAUAUUUGGAUGUGUCUGUGUAAGAUAUAGGCAUGCACCUUUGAUUCUCUUCUCUCCGCAGAGAUUAGGAAGGAGCAUAACCAUCCGAUGAAACUUAGAAAGUGAAACUUAUGAAAUAAAACACAUACUUACAGAUGUACAUACAUACACGACGAGGUGAAAGAUACAUACACAUGCAUAUGCGUACAUGACACAACACACACACACACACACACACACACACACACACACACACACACACACACACACACACACACAUACACACGCUUCUUUUAUAUUAUAUGAUAUAGUGCGUUAAAUAUAUUUCAUUGUUAUGAGUUUACAACAAGCUCUAGGUAAGGAUUACGAAUCCGUAUCUCUCACUCUUUCUACCAUUAAGUUUACCAUUAUCAUAUAUAUAUAUUAUAUAUAUUUGAAUAAUAUAUAUUGUAUUAUCAUGAU